This is a messenger RNA of Cotesia glomerata, 1692 nucleotides long. RefSeq lists its product as uncharacterized. Bases 1 to 1692 code for a protein of 563 amino acids. The record is from RefSeq and is a predicted model, not a curated record. NCBI's taxonomy places the organism in Eukaryota, Metazoa, Arthropoda, Insecta, Hymenoptera, Braconidae. Gene Ontology annotation, biological process: DNA integration. The transcript is spliced from 2 exons. Gene Ontology annotation, molecular function: nucleic acid binding.
AUGGUGUUAGUGCCUGAGGAUAAAAUUCAUGAGAGGUUGGCAGUCUCAGAAAAAACUGAAGAUAUCGCAAAAAAUAAAUCUUGUCUUACUAGUGGAACAGUGUUGACUAGGCUCGACAAUGAAAUGUAUGAAAUUUUAAAUUCUACGGGUAAAUAUAACUCAGACCGUGAAAAAUGUCAAGCAUAUUUACAAACACUUGAGCGAUAUCUUAGGAUCCUUGAAAAUGAAAAAAAAUCUGUACACACUGCUAAUAUAGAUACCAACAUAAAUACUUCAGACCAGUCUGUAGACAACAACUCUAAAUCCUUCGAUAGUGCAGGUUCUUUUGAAAGCGAAAUUGAUCAUCGUUCUUCAUAUGAUGUAGUUAUAGAUAAUUCAGUUAUAGACAGUGUACCUAAAAGAUUCAGAGCAAACGCAGCGCGGUUAUUAAAAAAGCUAAGAAGUGCACCUACCACGUUAAUAUCUUGGGACGAUAGAGGUCUUGUGACAAUUAGAGGUAAAAAAGUAGUACGUUCUAAUAUCACUGAUCUUUUAAACGAUGUGCUGAGGCCUAGAAAGAGUGUGAAAGCAAUAGGCCGUCAACAGUUUGCUCAAGUACUGCAAACGCUAAACAUACCGCGUGAAUACAUCGGUAAUCGAGUUUAUUUAGACGAAGAAAUGUUAACUUCUACACCUAGAAGACGAUCUGUUAAUUUUUCCGUACCUGAAAUACUUACAGAACACACAUCCUUAGACGAAUUACAAUUAAAUCAAAACAGUGAAGGUUCUAUAAAUAAAAACAGUCAAAGUGCUAAAAAUAUUCUAAAAUACUCUGCUGAAAACAAAUCAGAGCUAUCUCGAGAUGAUGUUAAGGAAUGGUUAAAUAAACAAGAAACUUUUACAAAACAUCGUAUGAACAGGAAACGUUUUAUUAGUAGGACUUACAAUGUUGAAUCAAUAGAUGAUGUCUGGGAAGCUGAUUUAGCUGAUUUACGUAGUAUCUCUACGUAUAACAAAGGUUAUAAAUAUAUAUUGAUGGUGAUCGAUGUGUUGAGUAAGUAUGCGUGGGCUGAGCCUUUAAUAAAUAAAACUAGUCUAAGUGUGACUCAAGCAUUCCAAAAAAUCUUAAGUAGAAGUAACAAAAGAAUACCCCGCUUAGUGCAGACAGAUAGCGGAAAGGAGUUUCUUGGAGAGACUUUUCAAGAAUUUUUGAGAAAAAAAGGAAUAUUGUUUAGAACAGCACGCAACCCUGACGUCAAAGCAGCUAUUGUAGAACGUCUAAAUAGAACGAUAAAGGAGAGAAUAUGGCGUUAUUUUACGUAUUCCCGCACAAAAAAGUAUUUAGACAUAUUACAAAAAGUUAUUUACGCUUACAAUCACACAACACAUACUGGUAUCAAAAUGGCGCCGGUCAAUGUUAACAAUAAUACAGCUCAAAUAGCUUUUAAUAACCUUAAAAAACGUUAUGAAAAUGAGAAGCGCUCUGAGCUCCUGAAAAACCGUAAGCUUAAAUACGCUGUUGGUGACUUGGUACGUAUCAGUAAAGCAAAGGCAGCGUUUACCAAAGGAUAUGAGAGCGGCUGGAGUAGCGAAGUUUUUAAAGUAUCAAGUAUUUCUGAUUAUCGCCAACCACCGGUUUAUAUAUUAAUCGAUCUUCAAAACGAACCAAUCAACGGCAUAUUUUAUGAAGAGGAAUUAUCUAAGGUUGAAUAA